GCCUCCGGCCGCUCAACAACUAGUGAUAUUUUCGCGGGUAAUGGGGAAAAAAAACGACUGGGAGUGAAGUUCGGGAGGGCACCAGAGGGUUCAUGCCGCUCCCGUUGCUUUCCACCUUCUUCCAUCACCAGCUUACACAGUCAUUCAUCGUCAACGAUGGGCAUCCGAGGGGCCCCUACUCCGUCUCCAUAAACACUUAUAUCAUAUACAUCUGGCCAAUAAUGAACUUCUAUCUUUUUUGUUCUACUGGGGACGGUGAUCGCUUGAUCUGUGUGAGACGGAUGCAGAAGAAAACCCUCGAGGAUAAGCAAUUAGCCCAGGUGUCCAUCGGUUAGGCCCCCUCUUCCCUCCGUCUCCCAAAUUCGCAUCAGGGGGCGGCUACGCGACCAUGGAGUCUCAGUGAUCUGGCAUUAAUUACCAGUUCAGAACUACGGACUAGGACGGAAUACUGUGUAAUAGGUCCAAUUGACCCUAUUCCGAGAUGA
Molecule: messenger RNA, 485 nt
Organism: Aspergillus saccharolyticus JOP 1030-1
Lineage: Eukaryota; Fungi; Ascomycota; Eurotiomycetes; Eurotiales; Aspergillaceae
Exons: 2
Coding region: 93-335 (80 amino acids)
Source: RefSeq, a predicted model, not a curated record